AUGGCGUUCUUCUCCCGGCCCGCAUCCGCCAGUGCAGCCGUGAAGAUCGUCGCGCCUUCUUCCAUAUCCAACGACACCCCGCGGCCGGGUCCUAUCGCCAACUCCACUUCUACCUCGGGCUCGGGGGCGGGGACGAUUACGCCUAAGAAGGAUACGACGAAGCGCGAGUGUAGGAAUAUACAUAUUUACGGAUCGUGCAAGUUCCAGGAUAAGGGGUGUACGUUCUAUCAUCCGCCCGCUGUUGAACCCUUCCGGCCUACGACGCCGCCGAACGCGAGUUCUUCUGUACCUGUACUCCCCGACACGCCCAGCCGCGCGCUCGCUCAAGCCGUCAACGCGCCUGUGUUCGUGCCCAAGACGGGCCCUACGAGUCCUCCGCCCGUCAAUGCGAUCCGCGCGCGGUCGCAGACUCCAACGACGCUAAGCGACUCGCCGCCAUUGACGGAGUACAACGACUCGACGUACGAUCCGAACCGAUAUCUGUAUCACGGUGAUGGGAGCGAGCCUACGUAUCCCGAGGGCGAACAAGUAUAUGCGGAGGGCGAGUACGGUGCGGACGGGGAGGGGCAUUAUCAGAAUAUGGAGUACGGCGAGUACGAUCACGGGAUGGACUAUUAUCCCCAAACCACAUUCGUCCGUCAACCCCUGAACUACCACCUCUACGCCCUCCCGCCCUCCUCGCCGCCCUCCAGCCACUUCAUCUCCAAAACCCUGCGCACCGACCUCCAGCUGCGGUCCGAGACGCUGCACACGGCGCCCGCGCCGGGCCUGAACCUGCCGGAGGAGAUCAACGGGUACCACACGCUCGUGCCGCUGGAGAGCACGCAGGGCGAGCGGCGGAAGUUUGGGGGGUUCCCGAGCACGGUGUAUCGCGCGACGGGGAAGGACGGGCGGGGGUACGUCCUGCGCCGGGUCGAGAACUUCAGGCUGAUGCACGAAUCCGCCUUCAAGCCCAUCGAACAAUGGUCCGCCCUCACGCAACCCAACAUCAUCAAACUGCACGAAGCAUUCACGACCCGGUCCUUCUCCGACAACUCAGUCGUCUUCGUGUACACGUACCACCCCACCGCGCGCACGCUCUACGACGCGCACCUCAAACAUCGCCCCAACGGGCCGAACGGCAAGCCGGCCUUGUUGCCCGAGCGCACGAUGUGGAGCUAUGUGAUUCAGGUCGCCGGCGCGGUGAGGGCCGCGCAUGAGGCGGGCCUGGCGCUGCGGGUUGUGGAUGUGAGCAAGGUGCUGCUCACCGGCGCGCACCGGGUGCGCGUGAGCGCCGUGGGCGUCGCGGACGUGCUGGGCUACGGCACGCCGGCGCACACAGCAGCAGCACAACAAGACGACCUGGCGAUGCUCGGCCGGCUGAUGCUCACGCUGUGCACGGGCAGCGUGAACGCGGUGCAGAACAUGCCGAAGACGAUCGAGUUUGUCGGGAAGCAUUAUAGUGGCGAUGUGAAGACGGUCGCGCUGUUUCUGUUGAGCGGGCAGCAGAAGCAUGUGGGGCAGGUGUUUGAGAUGCUGGGGAGUCGGUUGUUGGAUGAGCUUGAUGAGGCGCAGAACGCGAUCGACCACCUCGAGUCGAACCUCUACUCCGAGCUCGAGAACGCCCGGCUCUUCCGCCUCCUCGCCAAGCUCUCCUUCAUAAACGAGCGCCCCGAGUUCGCGCGCGACGCGCGCUGGUCCGAGACCGGCGACCGCUACAUCGUCAAGCUCUUCCGCGACUACGUGUUUCACCAAGUUGACUCUACACAAGGGCAGGGGGAGGGGCGGCCGGUGCUGGACAUGACGCACGUGCUGAGCUGCCUGAACAAGCUCGACGCGGGGACGGAGGAAAGGAUGUUGCUUGUUAGCAGGGACGAGCAGAGCGUGCUGGUUGUUAGUUAUCGGGAUGUGAAGGCGUGUGUUGAGGCGGCGUUCGCGGAGCUUUCGCGCCGCUGA
Messenger RNA from Peniophora sp. CBMAI 1063, 1935 nucleotides. NCBI's taxonomy places the organism in Eukaryota, Fungi, Basidiomycota, Agaricomycetes, Russulales, Peniophoraceae. The record is from the annotation of a GenBank genome assembly.